Messenger RNA from Nerophis ophidion (straightnose pipefish), 6984 nucleotides. It is a transcript of the gene adamtsl3, whose product is annotated as ADAMTS-like 3. Gene Ontology annotation, biological process: extracellular matrix organization. The transcript has 25 exons. Lineage: Eukaryota; Metazoa; Chordata; Actinopteri; Syngnathiformes; Syngnathidae. Gene Ontology annotation, molecular function: metalloendopeptidase activity. The coding region runs from base 269 to 4600 and encodes 1443 amino acids. The record is from RefSeq and is a predicted model, not a curated record. Gene Ontology annotation, cellular component: extracellular matrix.
CUGGUAUGCAAACAUAAAUUUAGCAGCAACGUGUUUGCACCGGGAACAACAUAUCUGCAAGCGGACCGGCUUGUUGGAAAUGUCACGUCUUGCUUGCCCUGCCACUUUUGAGCCUGAGGACGGUCGUUUCAGUGGUGCCGGAGUGCGGCGUGGAGCUGAGCUGAGGGGGUUCUAACCCGCUCCCAUCACUCAACCACCAGCGGCACUCUCAGGGACAAGAGACACUGUCUUCAUUCAGUCUGCAAGCGGGGGGAAUUCAGGGGGGGCAAUGAAGGGGGGCAACUGGGAAGCAACUGGACUGGUUCUUUUGACGGUUUGGGCACAGGUUGUCGUUUGGGCCAAUGACGGUGAUGCGGUGUUCAUCCGAGAGUUCACCCUCAUUCGCAGAGACCACCUUUCAGAGGUGCCGCUCCAUGAUGCGAGUCAAAAACCCGAAGACUCGAGCUCGCGAACAGCCCGCUCGGAAGAGGACCGAGACACUCUUUGGGAUGCCUGGGGCUCGUGGAGCGAGUGUUCCCGCACCUGCGGAGGAGGAGCGUCCUAUUCCCUGAGACGAUGCCUCAAUUCCAAGACAUGUGAAGGGCAGAAUAUCAAAUAUCGCACAUGCAGUAAUGUGGAAUGCCCUGCGGACGCGGGAGACUUCCGGGCUCAGCAGUGUUCAGCCCACGCCGAUGUCCGCUACCAGGGCCGCUAUCACGACUGGCUGCCUCUCUACAAUGACCCAGACAACCCCUGCACCCUCAAAUGCAAGGCCGAGGGCUCGUCGGGCGUGGUGGUCGAGUUGGCGCCCAAGGUUCUGGACGGGACGCGGUGCUACACGGAGUCCCUGGACAUGUGCAUCAGCGGAGUGUGCCAGAUCGUCGGCUGCGACCACGAAUUGGGAAGCGCGGCCAAAGAAGACAACUGUGGCGUGUGCAGUGGAGAUGGCUCCUCCUGCCGGCUUGUGCGAGGACACUACAAAUCCCAGCAUGCCUCAGGAAAAACCGAGGACACUGUGGUGGUGAUCCCCUAUCAGAGUCGACACGUACGUCUUGUCCUCAAAGGCCCGGAUCACUUGUCUGUGGGGAGUAAGACUCUGCAAGGGGUGAAAGGCCAACUUGUCCUUAAUAAGUCAGGGCAGUACCACCUGGAAAAUACCACCUUGGAUUACCAGAAACUCGCCGACAAAGAAGUCCUGAGAAUUCCUGGGCCACUCUGGGCUGAUUUCACCAUCCAGGUCCAGUUUGCAAGUGGAGCAGACAGCGUCAUCCAGUACAUCUUCUACCAGCCUAUUAUCCACCGCUGGAGGGAGACGGACUUCUUCCCUUGCUCUGUCACGUGUGGAGGAGGAUACCAGCUGACGUCUGCCGAGUGCUUUGACAUUCGCAGUGGCCGCGUGGUUGUGGACCAGUACUGCCAUUAUUACCCGGAGAACAUCAAGCCCAAACCUAAAUUGGAGGAAUGCAACAUGGAGCCUUGUCUUGCCAAUGAUGGCUACAAGGAGAUUAUGCCUUAUGACCUCUACCACCCCUUGCCUCGGUGGGAAAGCAGCCCCUGGACAGCCUGCUCCACUUCCUGCGGCGGCGGAGGCAUCCAGAGCCGCUCUGUCUCCUGUGUGGAGGAGGACAUGCAAGGCACCAUCACACCGACCGAGGAGUGGAAGUGUCUCUAUGCCCCCAAGACGGCCAUUUUGCAGCCAUGCAACGCCUUCGACUGCCCCACCUGGCUGGCCCAGGAGUGGUCUCCCUGCACAGUGACAUGCGGUCAGGGUCUGCGCUACAGGGUGGUGCUCUGCAUUGACCACAGGGGGCUCCAUGCUGGAGGAUGCAACCCCACCACCAAGCCCCACAUUAAAGAGGAGUGCCUGGUCACAGUGCCCUGCUACAAAGCAAUAGAUUUAUUACCUGUUGAGGCCAAACCUUUGUGGCACAAGCAGGCCAUCGAGCUCGAAGUCGAAGAGGAGAUGGUCGUAACUGAGGAGCCCAAAUUCAUCCCAGCUCCAUGGCAGCCAUGCAGCAGGAUGUGCGGUGUCGGCAUUCGACGCCGCGCCGUCAAGUGUCAGGUCUUGCUGUCCUUCUCCCAGACGGUCGCAGAGCUCCCUGAUGAUGAGUGCGAGGGCAUCAAACCCCCAGAGAGCCAACCUUGCAACCGUACUCCAUGCCAUAAGCCAAACGGGGGCGAUGACAUAGAGGAGGAGGACAUGGAGAUGGAGGAGAUAGUCCAAGGAGAGGAGCUGUUUGAGUGGGAAUAUGACGGCUUCACAGAGUGCUCCGAAAGCUGUGGAGGAGGUGUGCAGGAGGCAGUGGUCAUCUGUCUGAACAAGCAGACAAGGGAUGCAGCUCUAAACCAGAGCUUGUGUGUGAGCGCCCGCAGACCCCCGCCACUUCUACAGGACUGCAAAACACAGCCUUGCCCCCCCAGGUGGGAAACAGGCCAGUGGAGCUCAUGUUCCGCUUCCUGCGGUGUUGGCCUGAUGUCCCGCACUGUGGCGUGUACUCACAGGCCCUCGCGGGACAGCAACCACACUGAGGUUUUGAGGGAUGACAAGUGCCACGACCCUAAACCAAACCCCGCUCAAGCCUGCAACCGCUUUGACUGCCCUCCCAUGUGGGAGGCACAGAACUGGGGCCAGUGCUCCGGUAGCUGUGGUGACGGACUUCAGAGGAGGCUUGUCCUGUGCAAACAGCGCUUGGCAGACGGUAGCAUCCUGGAGCUGCCCGAUACAUUUUGCCCUAUCAAAAGCCCGGCCAACCAGCGAGCGUGCACUGAGCAGCCAUGUCCACCUCAGUGGGUCACCAGCUGGUCCCAGUGUUCAGUCACAUGUGGAAAUGGUAUACAAAGGCUGGAGGCUGUCUGUAGGAAACAAGGCGAGGAUGGACGACAUCAGACCAUCGAUUCAAACAACUGUGCGUCUGAGGCACGACCAACCAGGUUCCGCCCUUGUUCUCUCAGGCUUUGCAAAAAUUUCCUGAAGCCUGGCCCCACUAUACUGGCCCAGAGAAAUGUCUAUAUCCAAUGGAGGAAGAGCAAAAAGGUCAACUUAGUUGUCGGGAGUAGAGCCUAUCUUCUCCCCUGGACCACUGUUGUCCUUCGUUGCCCCACCCGCCACAUCCCUAAGGGAAACAUAAGAUGGUUGAAGGAAGGGAAGCCCCUUGUAAGUCUCCCACACCUGUCUGUUACCUCUGUGGGAUUAGUGAAGAUACAGGAAGUUGGAGUAUCUGACGCUGGGACAUAUACAUGUGUGGCGGGCCAAGCUCAGGCACAUUUAGUCCUUCAGAUCAUUGGCAACAAGCAGAAGGGGUCCAUUAUAGAGGACAUCAACCCGUAUGACCGUUUUGUUGAGCGUUUGCUCCAAGUCAAAUCUGCCUCAGAAGACGAUCUUUCCAUCCCGAAUGUUCUCAUUCUCAAUAGCCAGAAGCUGGAAGACAACCUGAGAGGCCAACAAGAAGCGCAACUCAUUGCUCAGUUAGUCAGUCAGCUGCCCCACGAUAAAACCAAUGAUUCCACUCUACACCACCCGGAAAGUGUGCUCAAUCCCCUUCUUCGAAAACCACACUCGACCAGAUUCAGAAUCCCUGUAAUCAUUCAGAAACCCAGGAAAGUUGGAUCAUUGUCCUCCGACGAAGUUGUAGUCCACGUAGGAUCUCCUGUUUUGCUUGGGAAGCCUGUUUCCACUUUGGAAAUCAAGUGUGAGACUCUCGGUUACCCUGAACCUUUUCUGAGUUGGACGAAAAAUGGUAAACAGCUGCACUACCAAACCAGAAUAGACCUGUUACCCACUGGCUCGCUUAGGAUCCAGUCUCCAAACCAGGAGGACGAGGGACUGUACACCUGCACUGCCAGAAACCGCCUGGGAUCAUCGUCGCUUUCAUCUUGGUUGCAGGUAACAGGAAGCAAAGGAAGAAACUGUGUCCAAGGCGUUUGCUCUGAUAGGAGCAACGAGUCUCUCUGCAAUGGGCAAGACUGUUCCCUCAGGUGGCGUGUGGACACAUGGGAGCCUUGUUCAGCCAGCUGCGCUGGAGGGUCCCAGACCAGACGUAUCCGCUGUGUUAGGGGUCCUGAGGACGGAUGGAAGGACGUAGAGGGCCACCAUUGCCUUGGUGUAGGGCGGAGACCGCCAGACACCAGGAUAUGCAACAUUCUUCCCUGCGCCGAUUGGGCUACAACUGCAUGGGGGACGUGUAACAGUCAAUGUGUGGGUCCCGGUUUGGCUACACAGCACCGCCAUGUCUUCUGUCAAGACACAAAUGGCACCAAAGUGACCAACAGGAUGUGUAGCGGUCUUCAACGGCCGAGCUCAACCAGAAACUGCUCCGUAGAAGCCUGCAUCCUCCAGUGGCGAGUCGGGCCCUGGACACAGUGCACCGCCACCUGCGGGCGACACGGCUUCCAGUCGCGCCGGGUCGUCUGCACGCACCGAGCAACCAGAAGGCCGACUCGGGAGCAUCACUGCAUGUGGAAGCCCCGUCCUCCCAGCUGGCAGCGCUGUAAUCUCACCUCCUGUGGCAGAGCUGGAGAGUGCAGAGACAGCACCAGGUACUGCGAGAAGGUUCGACAGCUGGAGCUGUGCACGCUGCCUCAGUUUAAAAGUCGCUGCUGUCACUCAUGCCUGAACACCUGAGUGAUGCCGGAGUUGGAGGAUGUUAGACAUUUCUGCUUAGUGGACGCUGAGAAGGUCCAUGGAGGAGCUUUCAUCUCUGAACCCUUGCAUGAACUACUGGAAAUGUGCCUAAUGCAUUUUUGGGUAGGCCAUACACUCCAGUCUGAGGGCAAAUAUUUUAUCGACAUUAUCAGUUCAUUCACACACAAUAUCAAUUUAAUAAGCAAAGCUUAUUACCUGGUUUAGAAUGCAGCCUCUUUGACCAUGUAAGGCCAACGAAUGUCCAAUGAGUGCUUGUCGCUAGCUAUCAGUUGCACAACCACAUGCAGUUUAUCACGUUGUGCAUUUUUAUGCCCAUUAUCAGAAUCAGAACCAGAAAUAUUUUAAUAAUCCCCGAAGAGAAAUUAAGAUUUUCAGCACAAUCCCAUUAAAGAGCAGACAAACAUUACAGGGAGGCAGAACAGGAUCGCUGACGGGUCUGCCAACUUCCAGCGCCCCUUACAAAAAAGGUGAGAGACAGGUAAACACUGGAGAGGGUGAGUGAGAAGAAAAAAAAUUCAGUCUAAGCCUGAGGCCAAGGAGAAAAAAACCUCAUAGCCAUAGCACACAUAAACAUGCGUUUAUGUCUGAAGACAAAGGACAUUAAAAUCGUUAAAAGAGCAGAACUGAUGCAACCAACCACUUCUACACACAGCCACAAAAGUAAAAUAACAACAACAACAAAAAACAUAUACACUGUGCUGGCCUCUGCGGUGUUCCACGCCAUCAUCUGCUGGGGUGGCGGGAGCAUGGCCAGAGACAGGAGCAUACCCAACAAAGCAACCAGGAGAGCCGAUUCAACCCUCGGCCGCCCACCAACUCUCGGCCAGUGUCCAGUCCACAUGUAUGAGCGAGGAUGCGUCUCAGGAGACGGAGGUGUCCGAUACCUGCUCAUUCAGCUUGUCCGUCCCGGCACUCAACGCCAGCUCCGCAGCCCUGUCUCUUCAUCCGCAUCUCCUCCAGUCUCUCCAAUCUGACUCUGGUGUGGCAGAGACCCAGCAGCUGGUCUGCACGGCCAAAUGGCAGAUCCAGAAGUUCACAAAAAAGCACCGCAGAAGUCACGAAAGUCCCACCCCUUGUCACACAGUCCCAAAGGGUCCCGAACCAAAAGGUGAAAAACCCCAAAAACACACAAUACAAUUACACACAAUAUCAAUUGGAUAAGUAAAAACAAUGUUGCUUACCUGCCUUAAAACACAACCUUUUUGGCACUUAAAGCCCAGAGUUGGCAUGUGGUUACAGUUGGAUACAUUCAUGGACCGUUUUCUCCUCUUGCGUAAUCGUUGGCCCGUUCGCACACUAUAAAUUCAAUAUGCAAAUCGACAUCACUUUCUGACCAUGUAAGGCCGGUGAAAAUUGCCACUAGUGCUCAUCAAAGCUAACAACUGCUAAACUACAAGCUGUUGUCCCCUUGUGCAUUUAUCUCUCUACUCACACACAAUGUCUGCUUGAUAGGGUACACAAAGUCACCUGACCUAAAAAUGCAGAGCUGUAUUAAACUAAGUUUGAUUUGGCAUAUGAUUGUACUCAAACAGUCAUUUGCGUAGUUGUCGGUCCAUUCACACAUAAUAUCAAUUUAAUAACCCUUAAACACAGUCAUAUAAGUCUUGCAAGACCACCAUAUUUCCCACCAGUUGCACAACCAUAUUGUAGGUUGCGUGUCUGUCCAGUCACACGUCAGUUUGAUGCCCUUGAAAGUCACCGUAUUUUUCUUUAUGGAAAAAACAAAGAGGAGUUGUUUGGCCGACAUUUUAACCUAGUCCUGCUGGGGUUGCACUAAUUAAGGAGGCGUACCUGUGAUGGGGAUUUAAAAAAAAAAAAGACAAUUAUUUUGCACUCGGAAACUAAAGUCUUUGUUAAGAACGGGACUUUUGGUUAAGUUACAUUGAUAUUUGUUUUUUGGUUAUAUUUGUCUAUACGUCCAUAUUUAACCACUCGUUGAUGCUUUUGCACGUUUAGUCGCCUGGUAAUAAUGCCUAGCUGCAAUACUCCCCCUAAAAUUGGUCAUACAUCAACUCAUUAAAGAAAAAAAAAACGACCUAUUGAAGCAUUUCUAUUGUAUUAUUUAUUCCAGAUGUUAGAUUCAACAUGUUAGACUACUUGGCUUUUUGUUUGUGUGUCUUAAGAGAAGAAAGCAACAUAUAACGUACUCCUUUUGUGUAGAUAUGUAAUAUUGUCUUCAUUAUUUAUUUCGAUGUCUUUGUGUAUAAUUUUGUAAAUAAAUAUUUGGUUGAGUUUUUAAGUAUUUUUUGGUCCCUACAACUGAUUGUAUUUGUUGUAAAAAGCAGAGUACAUGCAGAGGGCUCCCUCAGCUGGCCAAACCCUUUUUUCAUUGAAAUAAAAAAGAAGCACAUUCCUUUUUAUAA